Messenger RNA from Rattus norvegicus (Norway rat), 8742 nucleotides. It is a transcript of the gene Rnasel, whose product is annotated as ribonuclease L. Gene Ontology annotation, biological process: mRNA processing; negative regulation of viral genome replication; positive regulation of transcription by RNA polymerase II. Gene Ontology annotation, molecular function: ATP binding; RNA nuclease activity; RNA binding. Lineage: Eukaryota; Metazoa; Chordata; Mammalia; Rodentia; Muridae. Gene Ontology annotation, cellular component: cytosol. The record is from RefSeq and is a predicted model, not a curated record.
AUAUAUAUGCCUUACCUCUUACAAAUCGGUUAAAUCUGCAACUACUCCAGGAUCUGGUCUGGGUUGUUUAAAACUCUUCUCUGAGGAGAAAGUUCCAAGAUGCAGGAAAUAGUACUUAGCUUUUCAAAAUGACCCAUUCAGACUAGCCGACUUCUUUUGUAAGCGGAACCUUUUCUCCAACGUAUCAACUGUGGCUCAACUCUAAAUAUGAGAGAACACACAUACACAUGAGCAAAAUUGCCCUGGAAGCUCGGCUCAGCGGCUGUUUGAAUUACUUCCCGUGGACAUAAACAGCCCGGCAGAUGACAGCAGCAAUUAGAGCCAUCCCGUGAUCGCGGUCCGGGGAACAAGACACAAACAAGAGAACUGGUAAGCACGACCAAAAGGAGCUGAAUGUCGCCUCUGCUGGCUAGCCUGAGUGACUGCUGCCUCUGAGGCGUCUAGCUCCCCUUUGUUUAGUCUGGUUCCUAGAAAACAACAGCGAAAGUGGCCAGUGUGGAAUUCAUCUUGCUUCCAAACAGCAUCGAGUCACUCCCGGAUCUUUGUUUCGUUGCACCUCAGAUCAUCUGAAUAGCCCAAGCUUGUCAGGCUCAGGUAAUCAAGUCUCCGAUUUUCUCUAAGCUACUCAGUGGUUUCUGGGCGGAGUUUUUCCUAUUGUAGCAACUUCCUACACUGUUUAUCACAGGCAAGCUUCCUGGGCUUCCCCACAAGCUGCUCUGGUGAGGCAAAAAGCCAGUAUGCUCUAGGAGUCUUUAUCACCUCGUCUACCUAAUUCUAACAGUCUCCGUUAAAGGAAACACUUUGGGCAUUCCAUUUAGCAAGCCUCGGCUGAAUCGGAAGUGGUUUGUGGCUCAGGUGGCAGUCAAAACCAGAACAGUUUUAGAGCUCAGAGCCGUGGUCACACAGCUGCUGCUAGGGAAUUAAUUGCCCCCAUCACCUCAGCCUGUUGACAUGUUUGUGGGGGCAUUUUCUUGAUUAAUGACCAAUGUGGGUGGUGUAACCUCUGAUCAGGUGGUCCUAUAGAAGGAAACCAAACUGAACAGGCUAUGGGGGAAGUCAGUCAACAUUGUCCUCUAUGGUCUCUGAUUCAGUUCCUGCCUUGAUUUCCACUUUGGCUUCCCUUGAUGCUGGAGUAUAUAACUAGCAAUCAAAUAAGCCCUUUCUCUCCAACAUGCUUUUAAUCAGUGCCUUACCACAGCAACAGAGGAAACUCGGACUGUUGUCUAGAGACAGAAACUCGGAAAUGACGCAUAGUGACGGUGUGCUUGCUUCCUUAAAGCUUAGCCUCUCAGUCAGUCGGCUGAAACUGGCUGAAGUUUAGUUGCAGCGGUUGGCUGAGACUCAAUGCUCUGUGACAAGAGUACAUUCAUAAACUUUCCAUAGUUAUGAGUUAACUUUGGUUGUGGCUUAUUACUUGAGAACAGAGGCACCCCAAGACCAAACAGAGUUUUAACAUCUCCCCACUUCCCAAGUUUGGCGGCCAUCUUGCUCAGAAUGGAACCUGAAGUCUUUACAAGGGUCCCUAAGGUCCUACAUGACUCGCACCCCCCCCCCCUCCAUUUCCCAUUUCUCUCCCUCACUGGUCUGUAAGCUCUUCCUCGAUUAUACCAGGACCGUUUGGCCUCAGGCCCUUUGUACCCACAGCUCCUACUGAGGUGUCUGUGUAGUGUGCUUCUGAGCCUUCCCCCAGACUUUGCUCAAAUGUCUUUGGAACAAAGACCACCUAUCAUCCCAUGGAAAGUCUCCAUUCUGGUGUGUGUGUGUAUGUGUAGGCCAGUGGAUAACCUCAAGUAUCAUUCUUUAGGCACUGACCACCUCUCAUUGGCUUAGAACCUACCAAGUAGAGCCAGGAGACCUCCGCCAAGUCUCUCUUUUUAGUGGUUUCUAAGAUUGAAUUCAGGCCCCAUGCUCACAGGGCCAACACUUUAAUGACUGCCUGUGUCUCUGGGACUCCCAUUCCAGGACUCUAACCCGCCAGGGCUCUCCAGCCCCACAUCUUCCCUGUGGGUUUUUCACCAUAAGACUCACUACAUGAUGGGGCUGCUUCUCUUCCCUGUAUGGCUUCAGUCAGAACAAAGGUGGGCUCUUGAUACAGCCCAGUUUCCAAAGCACAGCAAGCUACUUUCCCACUUUAUCCCCUGGUUUCUGUAGCUGUAAUGUGGGGUGAAAAGCAGUAGCUAUUGCAGGAUUGGCUUCCCUGACUUGGUAUUUGUGACGUGCUCAGAACAGUUCCUGAAGACCCAUGAGCGAUGCAAAUGUUUUCUGUUAUUUGCAUAAUUGCCACCAUCACCACCAGCAGCACCACCAGAAUCCUCGUUACUAUUAUCUGUUCAGGUAGCAAAAUAACACACCUGAGGACACAUCAGAAGCAGCAGGAUAUAUCGAGGCACUAGAAGACAUCACCUAUGAAGCCCAUAGGAAUAGGGGCUGUGAGGGACUGCUUUAUAUCUGGAAAUCUUAUUAUAUACACUUUUGUAAAAUGUACUAAUGGGACUAGAACUCAGCAGGUAAAUAUGCUUGCCAGACAGGCCUGGCAACCUGAGUUUGAACUCUGGAAGUUUGUACAGGCGGAAGCAGAGAACUGACACCCAAAGUUGUCUUCGACCUCCAUCAGCCUGCCCAGACACACACUGCAUGUACAUGCACACAAUAUUCCUCCUCUGCCUCAAGGAACAAGCUCCGGGUUUGUGUAGUAAGCUGCUGUAUUCCAAGCACUUAACAGUCAUCACGGGCAACAGACUCUCUGCCUGCUAUGUAUUAGCUAAGUGAUGGCUUGAGCAUGCUUGGCUCAGGGAGUGGCACUAUUAGGAGGUGUGGCCUUGUUGAAGUAGGUGUGUCACUGUGGGCAUGGGCUUUAAGACUCUCCUCCUAGUUGCCGGGAAGCCAGUCUUCCACUAGCAGCCUUCAGAGGAAGAUGUAGAACUCUCAGCUCUGCCUGCACCAUGCCUCCCUGGAUGCUGCCAUGCUCCCACCUUGAUGAUAAUGGACUGAACCUCUGAACCUGUAAGGCAGCCUCAAUUAAAUGCUGUCCUUUAUAAGACUUGCCUUGGUCAUGGUGUCUGUUUACAGCGGUAAAACCCUCACUAAGCCAAGAUGACUAGCUAGUGGAUUAUGCGGUCAUUUCCUUGUUUUCUUCCAAGGGGACUUGUGAUAACGGAGAAGACACAGAGUGAUGGGUGAAGUUGGUUCCUAUAACCUGAAAGGUGAGGGCAGUGAUGCCUACUAAAUCUGUCCUCCAAGGUCAGGGGAACAGCCCUUGUCUUCCUCCAGGAGGAGAAGAUUGCUCAGGCUGUCCCUGGACUGACCCUGCACUCAAUGCUUUCUGUUCUUCAUUUUCUCACUCCUUUCUUGGCUCCGCCUUGAUGGCUCAGGGACACCGCCAUAAGGAAAUGUUUCCUCUAAGGAGUGUUCUUAAGGGGUUGUUGCUGUCAUAGGAAUGUUUGCUGAGAGGAGGAGGGUAAGGUACACUGGGGAGAGCUGGCUGAGGAGUCGUUCCUUGUCUAAUCUCUCUUCCCUUCUUCCCUCCCCUCCCCUCCCCUCCCCUCCCCUCCCCUUCCCUUCCCUUCCCUUCCCUUCCCUUCCCUUCCCUUCCCUACCCUUCCUCUCUCUCUCUCUCUCUCUCUCUCUCUCUCUCUCUCUCUCUCUCUCUCUCUCCCCCCCAUCCUGGCUGGGUGGGGGUGGCUGGGAGGAUUGAGGAGCUGGGACUGAUAGCCACUGGGCAGCAGCCCCAUGCUUGCCUGCUUGAAAGCCUUUCCUCCUAAGGUGCCUUGAGGGCUCCUACACUGUUUAUUUGCAUCCUCUGUUUCUGGGGCAGCUCUGCUAUGAGGAAGGAGAAAACGGAAAGUGAAAGUAGGCUCGUUUGCUGCGGGGGGGCUCCAUUCUGCACUGGGCUUUUCCUCCCAGCAUGCCCUGAUUUUCUUCCCUCCUCUGCUCCUUACAAUACACCAACCCACUUUACAGCCUGUGGCAGUUAGGACCCAUUACGAAAACGCUUCGCUUCGGUGCUUGGUAUUCAGAAUAUACCGCAGAUGCAGAUCUCAAAGGAGGGGGUUUUGUACAUUUUGUAGCAGACACAGAUAAUUAGAUGUUCAGGCUGAUGAAUGAACAGGUAAACCUCGGGCUGAGGGAGGGCCCUGGGCUAAAUGACCCUCCUGGUAGGGUACAUGGAUGAGUGGGUGUGGGGGGAGUAUUUGCUACACUCCCCAGGACACCGUCUGCAAUGGUCCUGUUUAUUGUUGUCUUCUGUUGAGGAAACAAAAUUGUGAGUCCGUGGUUUAAGAAUGUGCAACCAGGAAGUGGCAGUCAAAAGUUGCAGACCCAGAAACUCAAAGCUGAGUUCAUACUUUUCACAUUUUUUUCAACCGACACUGCUUCAAUAAAAACAGGCAGGGGUCCGGAGAGGAGGAGCAGUGAGUGUGGGGUGACCAGUCUCACCUAGGACAAAGAAAGCCAGAUGGACAAAGUCAAACAAAUCCACUUGUCUUCCUAAAGGAGCUUGCACUCCCCACUACCCCCAGAAGCUGCCAGUUACUCGAUGAGGUGUCAGAAGACAGAAUAUAUCAGCCCAAUUCCUACCGCAAGACUCUCUUUGUGUCCCCAAGAAACGCACGUGUUCAUUGCUCAAGGAAAAGGCAUUGACUAUCAUGGAGACCACGGAUCAUAGCACACCUCAGUGUGGAUCCGCAUCAGCAGGUGGUCAGAAGACCGUUGGCAAAGAUGAUUAUUUGUUGAUAGAAGCUGUUAACAAGGGAGAUGCUGACAGGGUCCAGCAAUUGUUAGAACAAGGGGCUGAUGCCAAUGUCUGUGAAGAAUCUGGGGGCUGGACACCUUUGCACAACGCGGUGCAGUCUGGCAGGGUAGAUAUUGUGAAUCUCCUGCUUCGUUAUGGUGCUGACCCUCAUCGGAGGAAGAAGAAUGGGGCCACCCCCUUCAUCAUUGCUGGGAUCUGUGGAGAUGUGAGUCUGCUCCAGAUUUUCCUCUCUCGAGGUGCAAACAUCAAUGAGCGUGACAUGCACGGAUUCACGGCUUUCAUGGAAGCUGCUGAGUAUGGUAACGUUGAAGCCCUAAAAUUCCUUUUUGCUGAAGGGGCCGAUGUGAAUUUGAGACGGGAGACAACGGAGGACAGAAGGCGACUGAAGCAAGGAGGGGCCACGGCUCUCAUGAGCGCUGCGGAGAAUGGCCACCCGGAAGUCGUGAGAAUUCUCCUCGAUGAAAUGAAGGCAGAAGCCGAUGCUCGGGACAAUAUGGGCAGAAAUGCCUUAAUCCGUUCUCUGCUGAACCGCGAUUGUGAAAAUGUUGAAAUUCAUGUGGAGGAGAUCACUUCAGUUCUGAUUCAAUAUGGCGCUGAUAUUAAUGUGAGAGGGGAAGGUGAGAAGACACCUCUGAUCUCAGCAGUGGAGAGGAAGCACACAGGUUUGGUGCAGAUGCUCCUGAGUCAGGAGGGCAUAAAGGUGAAUGACAGAGAUAGCGAGGGCAAGACGGCGCUGCAAAUUGCUGUUGAACUCAAACUGAAGGAAAUCGUCCGGUUGCUUCUUGAAAAGGGAGCCGAUACCAAGUGUGGCGAUCUUGUUUGGAUAGCCAAGAGGAAUUAUGACCAUGGUCUAGUAAAACUUCUUCUCUCGUAUGAAGCUAAUCACGACACCAACCCUCCUGCUAAAGACUGGUUGCCUCACAGUGCACGCUGGGGGGAGGACUUGAAAAGACUCCACAGUGUGUCUCGACCCAUGAUUGGCAAACUCAAGAUCUUCAUGAAUGAUGCCUAUAAAAUUGCCAGCACUUCUGAAGGGGGCAUCUACCUAGGGAUCUAUGACAAUCGAGAGGUGGCUGUGAAGGUCUUCUGUGAGAAUAGCUCACGUGGACGUAAGGAAGUCGCUUGUCUGCGGGACUGUGGAGACCACAGUAACUUACUGACUUUCUAUGGAAGCGAGGAGCACAAGGGCAAUUUAUAUGUGUGUGUGUCCCUGUGUGAGUCGACAUUGGAAAAGUUCCUGAAUGUGCCCAGAGAGGAACCUAUGGAGAAAGGGGAAGACAAGUUUGCCCUCAGUGUCCUAUUGUCUAUAUUUAAGGGUGUUCAAAAACUACACAUGCAUGGAUAUUCCCAUCAGAACCUGCAACCGCCAAACAUCUUAAUAGAUUCUGAGAAAGCUGUCCGGCUGGCAGAUUUUGAUGAGAGCAUCCAGUGGAUGAGAGAGUCACAGACGGUCCAGAGAGACUUGGAGGACCUUGGACGACUGGUUCUCUAUGUGGUAAACAAAGGUGAGAUCCCCUUUGAGACACUGAAGGGUCAGAAUGAUGAAGAAUUGCUUACGAUCGCUCCAAAUGAGGAGACUAAGGACCUCGUUCAUUGCCUGUUUUCUCCUGGAGAAAAUGUAAAGAACUGUCUGAUGGACCUGCUUGGCCAUCCUUUCUUUUGGACUUGGGAGAACCGCUAUAGAACGCUUCGGGAUGUGGGAAAUGAAUCUGACAUCAAAGUACGAAAUAAUAAAAGUAAACUUCUCAAGCUACUGCAGCCUCAGACACACGCGCCUUCCAGAAGCUUUGAUCGGUGGACGUCUAAGAUCGACAAACGUGUCAUGUCUGACAUGAAUGGUUUCUAUAAAUCCCGAAAGGGUUAUCGGGAUACUGUAGGUGAUCUGCUGAAGUUUAUUCGGAAUAUAGGAGAACACAUCAAUGAGGAAAAAAACAGGCAAAUGAAGGAGAUACUUGGAGACCCUUCUCGUUAUUUUCAGGAGACAUUUCCAGAUCUUGUAAUCUAUAUCUACAAGAAACUAAAGGAAACGGAAUUCAGAAAACACUUUCCUCAGCCUCCACCAAGCCUCAGCGUGCCAGAGGCAGCGGGACCAGGGGGUGUACAGAGCUGAGUCUUGAAAGUUCAUGGGACCAUUUCUUCCAGUCAGUAUAGUUCUUGGCAAGUUUCACAUUUCUGGUCUCUUAAGCAGCCUGGUUGCUGUGAGCACUUAGAUAGCCAGUAUGUUGGUUUCUGAUGCAGUAAGUUCUACACAUUUCCAUGAUCACAAAAGCAGUGUACUACAAAGCUAUACUGCCCCAUUUUAGUGGAUGGAAUGGGGAGCGCCUUCUGUUAAGAUUUUGUUUAAAAAAAAUUACGUGUGUGUGUGUGUGUGUGUGUGUGUGUGCAUGAGAGAGAGAGAGAGGGGUGGGGGGAGAGGCAGACAGACAGACAGGAGAGAGGGGAGAGACUGACUGACUGACUAAUUGUGGAGUUGGUUUUCUCUUUCUACCUCUCUGUGGGUUCUGGGGAUUGAACUUAUGCUGUGAGGCUUAUGUGGUAAGCAUUUCUACUGAGUCAUGCCCAGCAGCAUGAUUCCCAUUUUCCCAUGAUUCCCGAGAUGUAUAUCAAGACUCCUAUGGCUGUAAGUUUUAUAUUUAUCUCAUUUAAUCCUUCCAGUGAGCUUACAGAACAGAAUUCAUUGUCUCCCUUGAAGAACUGAGGCUCAGAGAAUCUGAGUGACUUGCCCAGGAUCACAAAGCACUGUUUAAAAAAAAAAAAAAAAAGACACGAUUUUAUUGUCACCUCUCACAUGGGGGCUUCAUCCAGCAUCUCUUCUGGAUGAAAUUCAGGAAUAGGCCAACAUAUGCCAAAAGGACUUCGUAUUCGCUGGGUACUGUAUAUGUCUAGGCACCAUCUAAAUGAAUUCCAUUCCUUCUGCGAGCAUCUGUACUGGUGUCUCAUGACUUCGAGGUUAUAGUUCUCACUUGAAGUCGUUUAUCAGUGUCACGGCUGGGGGCGGGGAGAUGGCACUACUGGCAUUGAGUAAGGAGGAACCAGCGAUGCCAGCAAACAUUCCAGUGAUGCAUGAGGCAGCUUCCCACAAUGCCACACUAGGCACACUACGUAUCAGGGGUGCUGAGGCAGAGAAAGACUGUUCUGAGCUGGCCCUGGACCCAGGACUGUGGAGUGCACUGAACGCCCCCAGAAGAAUGAUGUGGGUGUCUUUUCUUGAUGCUGGAUCUGAAAUGAAGCAACUCCUUCUGGUGUCCACACAGGAGUCCUCACUUUCCCUCACUUCCCAUGCUCCACGGGGCAAUGAUCCAACUGGGAUACUCUCUCUAGUUCUCUGACACACGUCACCUCGGUGCAAACUUUAUCCUUUUGAGCUCCAGCCCUCCUCCAAUCAAAGCCCUAUCCUUAGGGCCUUUGUAUCUUUACUGCUUAGUAAAAACUUUGCUCUGUGACAAUGCUUGAUAAGUUUCCACUGAAUAAUCAAUGGACAAUCUUUGCACAUGUUCGACGACGAUGAUAAACCUUUAGUAUUUACACAUUAUAUGUACAUGUUUUUAAAUUUAAUUUUGUUUUGAGAACAGUGCUGUAAGGCAAGCAUGUGAUCUUUAUUUUGGCAAUGAGGAAAGUAAGGCUAGAAAUAUUUCUGUUUACUCUAGGCACAUGGCAUGGAGAUUCACUACCUUGAUUUGGACAGACUUUCUGGUGUGAUAUCUGAUGUUCUUUUCACCUCUCAUUGUGGUGACCAAGAUGGCGCUUUAGAAUGGGAAUUAAAUGCUAUCUUAGACUCCUUCCCAAAAGGAGGCAUCUUGAAGCGAAUAGGUGCCUGUCACUGUAAGGAGUUAAGGCACGCUGGAAGAAACAGAGUAACGGCUUAAAGGAUGGCAUAUUUAAAAUUUAAAAUUAAAUGUUUUAAAAUUGAGUUUUGUUGUCUGACUUGGAUAUGUCAAUCAAAAUGUCCAUGUGUGAAGAAUACUCAAUAAAGAUGGGAAUCAUUUCAUUAA